This is a messenger RNA of Fraxinus pennsylvanica, 657 nucleotides long. NCBI's taxonomy places the organism in Eukaryota, Viridiplantae, Streptophyta, Magnoliopsida, Lamiales, Oleaceae. The record is from the annotation of a GenBank genome assembly.
AUGCGAACAAUGAACUUUUGGUUGUUGUUUGUUGCAAUGCUUUGUGGAAUGGGUUCCGGAAUGGCCACAAUAAACAAUAUCAGCCAAAUAGGAGAAUCACUCGGUUACACAUCUGUCCAGAGAAGUACAUUAGUUUCUCUAUGGAGCAUAUGGAAUUUUCUUGGGCGAUUUGGGGCUGGAUAUGUGUCUGAUAUUUUCUUGCACAGAAGAGGUUGGGAGAGGCCGUUGUUUAAUACUCUUACUCUUGCAACCAUGGCUGCAGGCCAUAUAAUUAUUGGUUUGGGUUUUACAGGAAGUUUGUACUUGGGUUCGGUUUUGAUUGGUGUUUGUUAUGGUUCACAAUGGUCAUUGAUGCCCACCAUCGCGUCUGAGAUAUUCGGUGUGCUGCAUAUGGGUACUAUAUUUAACACCAUCGCUGUAGCUAGUCCCGUUGGAUCUUACAUAUUUUCUGUACGAGUGAUUGGUUACAUAUACGACAAAGAAUCAUCUGGUAAAGGGAAUUUGUGCAGUGGCUCUCAUUGUUUCAUGAUAUCGUUCUUCGUAUUGGCGGGUGUUUGUCUUUUUGGAUCUCUAGUUGCAUUGGUCUUGUUUAUGAAGACAAGAAGGCUCUACAAGAUUGUUGUCUUGAGACGCCUACAGAAUUCUGGAAGAGGCUGA